Messenger RNA from Dipodomys ordii (Ord's kangaroo rat), 3367 nucleotides. RefSeq names its product ADAM metallopeptidase domain 8 (gene Adam8). The transcript has 24 exons. NCBI's taxonomy places the organism in Eukaryota, Metazoa, Chordata, Mammalia, Rodentia, Heteromyidae. Gene Ontology annotation, molecular function: metalloendopeptidase activity; cell adhesion molecule binding. The record is from RefSeq and is a predicted model, not a curated record. Bases 274 to 2757 code for a protein of 827 amino acids. Gene Ontology annotation, biological process: proteolysis; positive regulation of cellular extravasation; inflammatory response.
CCUUCCCCAGCCCCAUCAGUUUGGCCCACAGUUAUGGGAAGCCAGAGAAACGAACAGCUUAGCAAAGGGACACUGGGAAGUACAGGAAGGUGUGGAGUUGCCCCAGGCUGCACUGUGGACAGCUGGGAGCCAAGGGCUGGGUCACGCAGCCCAGGUGUUAGUGCCCUGCCCCGACACCCAGCGAUUGGCUGGCUGCGACCUCGGGGCGGGGCAUGCUGAAAGAAACGGGGCUGGGACCAGGCGCGGGUCAGGAACCCUGAGCCGGAUCCCACCAUGCGCUGUCUGCAGCUCUGGCUGGUCUGUGUCCUUUGGCCGCAGGCAAUCGCCCUGGGGUCUCCUUUGCCACAUGUGGAGCAGUAUGAGGUAGUAUGGCCUCAGCGCCUACCUGGGCCCCGAGCCCGCCGAGCCCUCCUGUCCCCCGCGGGCCUGUACCCAGAGAGUGUGCGCUAUGUGCUUGGGGCUGGAGGCCGUACCUUUACCCUGAACCUGCGGAAGAACCGGGCUCUGCUGGGCUCAGGCUACACUGAGACCUUCUUGGCUGCCAAUGGGUCUGAGGUGACAGAGCAGCUCCCGGAGCAGGACCACUGCCUGUACCAGGGCCACGUGGAGGGCCACCAGGACUCCGCUGCCAGCCUCAGCACCUGCUCCGGCCUCAGGGGUUUCUUCAAGGUGAGCUCCGCCGUCCACCUGAUUGAGCCUCUGGACGGGAACACUGGGGACGGGCCGCACGCAGUGUACCAGGCCAAGCACCUGAAGCAGCGGGCUGGGGCCAGCUGUGGGGUCAGUGAAACCAGCCUGGACAACCUCCUGGGGAUGCGGGUUUCCGCAGCCUCCAGGCCUCACUACAGGGGCCAGCUGCUGUCCCCGGAGACCCACUAUGUGGAGAUGUAUGUGGUCACAGACAGCGUGGAGCUCCAGCAGUUUAGGACCAGGGAAGCCGUGCGCAGCCGGGUGCUGGAGGUGGUCAACCAUGUGGACAAGCUCUACCAGGAACUGAAUUUCCGUGUAGUCCUGGUGGGCCUAGAGAUCUGGAGCAGGGACAAGAUCUACAUUAGCCCUCAUGCCAACGUCACACUGGAUAACUUCCUGUCCUGGCGGGAACGGACCCUGCUGGGCCGGCAUCACCACGACAACGUGCAGCUCAUCACGGGAAGGGACUUCGUCGGGGCCACCGUGGGGCUGGCCCGCGUGUCAGCCGUGUGCUCCCGGGACUCGGGGGCUGUGAACCAGGACCACAGCCACAGCGCCCUUGGUGUGGCGUCCACCAUGGCCCACGAGCUGGGUCACAACCUGGGCAUGAACCACGACGAGAACAUCCCAGGCUGCUACUGCCCGGCGUCGAGGGAGGACGGAGGCUGCGUCAUGGCGGGCAGCCUGAGCUCCAAGUUCCCCAAGGUGUUCAGCCACUGCAGCCGGACUGACGUGCAGGAGCUGGUGGAGAUGCCAUACACCAUCUGCCUGGCCAACGCCCCAGACCUGGACACGCUGGUGGGCGGCCCGGUGUGUGGAAACCUGUUUGUGGAGCACGGGGAGCAGUGUGACUGCGGCAGCCCCGAGGACUGUCAGAACCCCUGCUGCAAUGCCACUACCUGCCAGCUGGCCGAGGGGGCCGAGUGUGCCUAUGGCAGCUGCUGCCACAGUUGUAAGGUGAAGCCAGCCGGCGAGCCCUGCCGCGUGCAGAGGGAUGAGUGUGACCUGGAGGAGUUCUGUGACGGCCGGCAGCCAACAUGCCCCAAGGAUGCCUUCCGGGAGAACGGCACGCCCUGUCCCGGGGGCUACUGCUUCAAUGGCAGCUGCCCCAGCUUGGACCGGCGGUGCCAGGAGCUGUGGGGACCAGGUGCCCAGGCUGCAGCGGACAUCUGCUUCACCCACAGCAUUCCUCUGGGCUGCCAGGGCCCGAUCCUCUCUGGCAGAGGCAGGAUCAACAGCUGUGGAACUCUGUACUGCAUGGGCGGGCUGAGGCCCCCCGAGCGAGGGUCCUGUGUCUUCCCCUCCCCCGGAGGCCCCUGCCGAGCUCUCGUCAUGGACAGCAGCCUCACCCGCUAUGAGCCUGUGCCCGAGGGCACCAGGUGUGGAGAGGGGAAGGUCUGCUGGAAGGGGGUCUGCCAGGACCUCAGUGUCUAUGGAGAGCAGAACUGCUCUGCCCAGUGCCACAACCACGGGGUGUGCAACCACAAGAGAGAGUGCCACUGCCACCUCGGCUGGGCGCCACCCUACUGUGCAGGCCGACUGACGGACGCACAGACAGGCCCUGGGAGCCCUCCGCUCUGGGGGCUGGUGGCCCUGGUGCUGCUGGCCGCCGUGGUCGCCCUGGCAGGUGUCAUCAUCCACCACAAGGUCCGGAGGAGGGGUGUUGUGCCUGAGGCCGCGGGACUCCCCAACCCUCUGUUCUAUGGAAGAAGCAGAGGCAUGUCAGCCAAGGAGCACGUUCGAGGGCCCCCAGGGCUGGCUUCCACCUGCAGCAGGCAGCCCCCCAAGCCCACACUGGUCCCCAAGAGGCCCCCACCUGCGCCUCCCGCCGCCAUGUCCAGUCCAGCCGCCGCAGUCCCUGUCUAUCCCCAGCAGACACCGGACCAGCUCCAGCUGCCGCCACCUGCCAAGCCCCUCCCAAAGCUGAAGCCCACGCAGGCCAAGCUAGCUCCUGUGCCUCCAGCGCCACCAGUCAAACCCAAGGUUGGAGGGCCCUCUCCCAGAGUGCCUCAGGAGGCGGCCCAUGGCCCAAAGGUGGCGCUGCAGCCUCCUGUGCAGAGGAGGUGACCCUGAGUGCGCCUGCUGGCCCGCGCAAGUUUGAAGCCAGGGCUCCCGCGGACGGCUCUUCCAGUCAGCCUCUCUUAGCUCAGGACUGAGGCUGGACCUCAGCAGCAUCUGCUCUUGGCAUGAACCGCUGGAAAGGCUCCUGCUGUCCUGGGGCCCCGGCCUGCCCAGGACACCAGGCUCUCCCUCCCAGGGCCUGUGCGCCGCCCGGACGCAGGGUGUCGGCCACAGAGCAGCUCUGCCCGGUUCCCCGGACGCAGUCCGCACCCACGCGGGAGCUCCAUCACCCACGCGGGGCAUGAUCUACACCCACACGGGAGCUCCAUCAUCCCUGCCGGGGCCUGAUCCACGCCCACGCGGGGCUCCAUCCAUCCCCCACGCGGGGCUCCAUCCAUCCCCCACGCGGGGCUCCAUCCAUCACCCACGCGGGGCUCCAUCCAUCACCCACGGGGGGCUCCAUCCAUCCCCCACGCGGGGCUCCAUCCACGCCCACGGGGGCCGGGACGUGGGAAGAGCCGUCUUUCCCGGGCAAGGCUGAGGACCCCGCGUGCGGCCGUGCGGAGCGGCUGUCGGGGACUGAAAGCUAUUCCCUAAUAAAGAGUCUGCAUCUGGC